This is a messenger RNA of Talpa occidentalis (Iberian mole), 1444 nucleotides long. RefSeq names its product creatine kinase B (gene CKB). The record is from RefSeq and is a predicted model, not a curated record. Gene Ontology annotation, molecular function: creatine kinase activity. Gene Ontology annotation, biological process: phosphocreatine biosynthetic process. NCBI's taxonomy places the organism in Eukaryota, Metazoa, Chordata, Mammalia, Eulipotyphla, Talpidae. The coding region runs from base 44 to 1264 and encodes 406 amino acids. The transcript has 7 exons.
CCGAGCGCCCCCGCCCCGCCGGACGCCCGCCGCGGCCGCCGCCAUGCCCUUCUCCAGCAGCCACAACGCGGCGAAGCUGCGCUUCCCGGCCGAGGACGAGUUCCCCGACCUGCGCGGCCACAACAACCACAUGGCCAAGGUGCUGACCCCCGAGCUGUACGCGGAGCUGCGCGCCCGGAGCACGCCGAGCGGCUUCACGCUGGACGACGUCAUCCAGACCGGCGUGGACAACCCGGGCCACCCCUACAUCAUGACCGUGGGCUGCGUGGCGGGCGACGAGGAGUCGUACGACGUGUUCAAGGAGCUCUUCGACCCCAUCAUCGAGGACCGGCACGGCGGCUACAAGCCGGGCGACGAGCACAAGACCGACCUGAACCCCGACAACCUGCAGGUGCGGGCGGGGCGGGGCGCGGCGCGGGGCGGGCGGGGCGGGCGGGGGCUCCGGCGCUCACCCCUCGGCUCCCAGGGCGGCGACGACCUGGACCCCAGCUACGUGCUGAGCUCGCGGGUGCGCACGGGCCGCAGCAUCCGCGGCUUCUGCCUCCCCCCGCACUGCAGCCGCGGGGAGCGCCGCGCCGUCGAGAAGCUCGCGGUGGAAGCCCUGUCCAGCCUGGACGGCGACCUGGCGGGCAGGUACUACGCGCUCAAGAGCAUGACCGAGGCGGAGCAGCAGCAGCUCAUCGACGACCACUUCCUCUUCGACAAGCCCGUGUCGCCGCUGCUCCUGGCCUCGGGCAUGGCCCGCGACUGGCCCGACGCCCGCGGCAUCUGGCACAAUGACCUCAAGACCUUCCUGGUGUGGAUCAACGAGGAGGACCACCUGCGCGUCAUCUCCAUGCAGAAGGGGGGCAACAUGAAGGAGGUGUUCACCCGCUUCUGCAACGGCCUCACCCAGAUUGAAACGCUCUUCAAGUCCAAGAACUACGAGUUCAUGUGGAGCCCCCACCUGGGCUACAUCCUCACCUGCCCCUCCAACCUGGGCACCGGGCUGCGCGCGGGCGUGCACAUCAAGCUGCCGCACCUGGGCCAGCACGAGAAGUUCCCCGAGGUGCUCAAGCGGCUGCGGCUGCAGAAGCGCGGCACAGGGGGCGUGGACACGGCGGCCGUGGGCGGGGUCUUCGACGUCUCCAACGCCGACCGCCUGGGCUUCUCGGAGGUGGAGCUGGUGCAGCUGGUGGUGGACGGCGUGAAGCUGCUCAUCGAGAUGGAGCAGCGGCUGGAGCAGGGCCAGGCCAUCGACGACCUGGUGCCGGCCCAGAAGUGAGGCCGCCGCCCGCCGCCCGCCGCCCGCCGCCGCGCUCCUAACUUAUUGCCGCGGGAGCCCGCCGCGCCCCCGGAGCGCGCCCGCGCCCUCGCCCUCGCCGCGCCCGCCGCCCUGUAGAGUUUAUUUUUGUGAUGGCGCCGAUGUCGCCGAUGCGGAAAUAAAGCGGGGUUUCGGCCUGCC